Styela clava is the source of this 687-nucleotide messenger RNA. Lineage: Eukaryota; Metazoa; Chordata; Ascidiacea; Stolidobranchia; Styelidae. The record is from RefSeq and is a predicted model, not a curated record.
AUCUAAAGAUUAGUUUAACUUUAGUACUAUUUGUUAUCCUCAGAAAAUUCAAAAACUAGAACGAAAAUGGGUAUGAAUAUAUGCUGUAAAUUAUGUUCAAUCGUGCAAAUCUUCUCCAUAUCGUUAAGCUUCACAGAAGUCUACAAUACAUUGAACCUGGGAACAACCAUUGUACAAAUGAAAAGUAUGGAGUUUCAGGAGUUUCUCAGAACCCCAACGUUUGAAGGAUCUGUGGGCACUACUCUGAAUUUAAUCAUACUAUUCACACUGAUACUAAAACAUUGCAUCAAAGAUAAAUUCUGUGUAUGUGACAGGGAAUGCUGUGGAGUUCACUUGUUCUGUAAUUGCAUUGCAGCAGAAAUUCUGACAGUGAUACUGGAUGUAAUUUAUACAUUGACACAAGGAGGAUGUGAUACAAUCUAUUAUUCAAUGGGGAUAUCAUUCUUUGUUAUUCCUAUAGCUUUCAUCGCAAGAUUAUGUUCUUCUUGUUGCUGUAGUGGCAAUUCCGCAAAAUACCAAACACAGCAAAAGGCUUGAAGACUAUUGCUUAGGCAUGCUUAUGCCAACAAGCAAAAGAAAUGUAAUUUCUUAUUUGAAAUAAGACAUUUGAAUUAUUUGUCAUAUGAAAGUCAUUGUCUGUUGAAAGAAUUUUUAAGAUUUCAUGUGAUAGUAUCUCUAUUAGCUCAA